GUGUAGCGGACUGCGACUGCAUCAAGAGUGGGGCUGCUCUGGUGUAUUUCCACAAGUUCUUGCGUUAAAAGUAGGCAGAAGGCUUCGAAAGAGGGGCGAAGACUGAAUUUGAAAAAGGGCGUUCUGUUUUCUGUUCGGGUGACGGGCUUGCGGAAUCAUACCAAGGCACACCUCCCCACCCCACCAGGAAAGUGGCUGUGCGGUUCUCGUGCCUCUUUCUUAUCCUUGAGUGAUCCAUUUUCUACAACAAUAACAAGGUGCUCCCAAUCUUCGCCCCGUGCGUCAGUGGCGGCACCUCGGUGCUGGCUGUGUUAAAUUAAUAGACGCACACUGAGGCGCGGUUUUGCGUUGUAUUAACUGGACAUACGGCUAUAGCGCAGAUUCCUGUCCUCGUGUACUACUUUGUCAAUAUUUUUUCUAUCCAAAUGUAACCACUUAUACUAAAGGCAAUUGCCAUACCAGAUAAGUAUGACAGUUAAGGGGCUGUGUACACGCACUCCAGAGAGACGACUAAAGGGAGGCACUCAGUUACUUACCAGCCAUAGAAGGAUUACUAAGUGGCUGGCGCACCGCUUCUGUUUCCUCUCGCAACGAUCUAAGCAUACACGGCCAAGGCGAGCGCAGAGAGGAUUGAUUUAGGAUCGUGGCUAAGUUUGUUACACUUUUUCCGGGGUACUCCACCGCACAAGACGGAGCAUCCGAGAGGUGAAGCAACUUCGGAAAAUGACCAUGACGGGCGAUUUGUCAAUACUCUUUGUCUCGGCUGAAUAGGGUGGGUCGUCGGUCUACCGGGACACUGAGUAUGGGUCCCCAAGUCAGGCGCCAUGCUACCCAUUAGGGAGUUGUGCCGCCGGAGGAGAUGGCGCAUCCUUAGUAUCUGUUGUCUUGAUUAAGCUGUGCAAAAAGCAAUGUCAUUAUUAUGUCCACGCCCAUUGUCGCUGUCGAUCAAAAGUGCCUAACUUCAUAGGUUUUAUUCUGUUCGCCAAAUAGCGACGAGGUUCGUGGCUAUCGAGGAGACAAAAACGAAGAUCAAAGGCUAGCGGUGAGGCCUUCAAUUGCAGAAGCGUCUGUUUUCCAACUGCAGGAAACGCAGCAUCCCGCCGAUGGCCUUGUGUGGUCGUUAGGGAUGCGUCGACGAUGUGGUCUGGAAUUCAGUGUCCUCCCAGUUAAUUCUUGUGAAGUCGUUGCACAUUGCGAGGACCUGAUCAGACCGGAGUCCCUGCUCCUUUUGCUCCUUCUUAGAGUGCCUCCCAGCUAUGGGGAACAAGGCGAAGUCCUCGAAAACUAACGCCAAAAGAUUUUUCAUGUAGGGAUGAAAGCGCACUGCUCGACAACUAAUUACAAACGAUUUUUUUUUAGUGCCGCGAUUUGGCCACAUUGCCAAAACGAAUAGCAAGCAGGGGGCGUCUCUUUGACUUCGUGGUGGGGCGGGUUAUUACUUCUACACAUCUACCUGGAGGGGUAAGACUUCUACACAUCUAUCUUUCUUGGGGGGUUAGCCUUCUACAAAUUCUAACUCUUCUUGUGGGGCUUUGCUUCUGCGAAAUCAUCUCCAGGGGAGGCCGUACUUCUGCACAUCCAGCAGUAGUUUUCUCUUAUGUUGAUCUGUUCGACUAAGAUCCUUCUGAGUUUUGCUGACCUUAAUAUUAGGACUCUAGCGCGCCUUGCUAUAAUCGUAGAACUAACUCACUUGCGCCGUCUAUGUGCUUUAUCGUCUUGCCACUGAACCAGCGUUGCUUCUAAUAUAGAUAGCGCCACUAAGUUCGCUGCGGAUGCAUGCUGCUUAGGGCGUGCUGUCGUACUAAUGCGCCCGCUGUGUGAGUGAUUUGAGGUAUAGCGGCCUCAGCGGCUAGUCUAUCAAAGGAGGUAAAGGGAGUAACAGAAGGAGAGACCAUCCUCAAGCCCAAGAAGAAUUGUAGAGCGAUGUAGAAGUAGAAGAAGCAAUAAGUAAAAAGGAGAAUAGCAGAAGUUUUUACUCGUAUUCUUAAGAUCUCCGCACCAUGGCCAUGUCCGCUCCAAGGGAAAAGCGUUCCUAUGAACUGGAAGUGAGUAGAGUAAUAUCUUCAGGGCUUUCGAAGUAACCGGAUACCUUUUUAUCUACAUGCGUAGAGCUAGGGGCAGAAGUAGACAGAGAGUAGUAUCCCACGACUUUCGAAACGAUAGAGGAUGCUUGCAUCUACUUAGGGUACAUAUUAUAUGGAGAACUGGGGGAGGUAGAGUAAUAUCUUCGUUAGUGAUUCCGAGUGUCCACCUGGUAGAUAGAGUACUACCAGAAGAGCUAGGACUAAUAUCUUCAGUAAUGGCCUCGAAAUCACAGGACGCCUCGAAAGACAUGAUAUGUGGAAGCGCUUCAUCACGUUACUCUUGCUUGCUAUUUUUGAAUUCAUGUGCCACGAAUGUGAUAUAAUUAAACACGCGCUUGCCACUGGUGUUGACGCCGCCGAAAUAAGAG
This is a messenger RNA of Amoebophrya sp. A25, 2452 nucleotides long. The record is from the annotation of a GenBank genome assembly. Lineage: Eukaryota; Dinophyceae; Syndiniales; Amoebophryaceae.